CGUAUUUACUUAUGUUUCCCGCUUGGCAUUGAGAUAUCAGAGGCUUGACAAAUGGGGGACGCUUCUCAGACCGUUUGUUAGACGAUUCCAGGUCAAUGAGGUUCAGUCCGCCACCCCCAAAUUCUGUGCCUGUCUAUUUCAAAUCAUCCGACUCUCGACAGUUCUUUGGCCUUAACGUGGGAAUGUGGCAUCUCGCCAAGUCAAUGAAAGGGCUGCUUUGACCCACUCGGCAUUGCUGAUAGCACAUCAAGACGCCAAAGAAGAAGAAGCCAGCAUGAGGCGCUCUCUUGCGAGUUCUGCGACGGCUCGCAUUCGUUGGCGAGUGGCCUUCAAAUCUCAAUAUCAUGCUGAACGCAAACAAAACUCUGACUUGGCUUACAUCUUUUCAAAACGUGCCGCAUCCCUUUGUUAUGAAACAAACGCGAGCCUGUGAUGGAAUAUGACAUUUGAAAUGAAAGGUCAAAGCUUUACUUAUAGGAUGGCGCGAAGAUGUCUUUCGUCCAACGGGCCAUCCUGACAAUGGGUGUGCACAACGUCAAAUCAACUCUUUCCUUGUGGCUUUGGUGGUGCUCCCUGCCAAUAUAAAUACUCGAUGUCCUGUUCUUACGACUUUCAGCCCCCAUCUCCACUCAGCCACAUCCUUAUCCUCCUCUGCACUUGUCUCUUGACAACGCUCAUCGCGAUGCAAGGCCCGACUCCGUUUGUAGCUAAUGGUAUUGAACAACACUUUUCUAUGUUUUUCUCCUAUGUCUACAGAGGGGAACACCAGCGACGUAAUAUCGCUACUUUGGAUGACAUCCAUAACUUUCAGCAGCACCUGCGUGACGACCGUAAACGUCGCGACAAUUUUAUGUUGACCUUUCUAUUCGAAGGUGAUAGACAUGAUGUACACCUCUCGCUAGUUGCUGUGCAAGAGAUCGUCAAUUUCUGGCACUACCUCCACCAGAUGGAGUGGACGGUUGAUAUAUACACCUACGCGUUCCAUGGCUUUCCAUCCAUCGGCUUCAAAUUCGCUGUCUUCGACCGUCUUCCUCCCCUGCCCGGUGAUCCCACGGCCAUCUUGUUUAACCACUGCCGUGUCGACGACUUUCUCAGUGUCCAAGUCCUUGGAGACAAAUCCUUACAAUUAAGCGAGCUCUCGUUCCAGGAUACGCAGUUUAUUGGUGAUAAAAUCGAUGUGGAAUCCAAACAGCAUACUAUACACUUCGGAGGUUUGGUACCUUCGGAGCAACUGUACAGUCUUCGUAUCAUUCCGCUAUUGCUCGUCCUGCAUACGGUCCGCCUCUACAUUGACGUAGAGUAUAACAGAUUCGACGAAAAUAUUCGUAUCAUUCAGUCUUUCGUUGCUCAAUACGAGGCGACAGGGCGCACCAACAUCAGUCGCUUCAUUAUCCAGCACGACCACGGUGCAACAGGCACUGACUUAGUCCAUCUUCACCUUGAUUCUUAUGCCCAGGCGUGCAACUUUGUUCUAGAUGUGGGUCUGUUGUGAAGAUAUCAACCUACAGUUGGACGAGCAAGACCGGGGGCCCUAUAGAACAUCUCUAUGUCCAUGUUUUAUCACUCUUAGACUGUAUGUUGUAUGUCAUUAUGUAUCAUUCCG
This is a messenger RNA of Somion occarium, 1603 nucleotides long. The record is from the annotation of a GenBank genome assembly. Lineage: Eukaryota; Fungi; Basidiomycota; Agaricomycetes; Polyporales; Cerrenaceae.